Diuraphis noxia (Russian wheat aphid) is the source of this 1929-nucleotide messenger RNA. It is a transcript of the gene klhl10, whose product is annotated as kelch-like protein 10. The record is from RefSeq and is a predicted model, not a curated record. Gene Ontology annotation, molecular function: protein binding. NCBI's taxonomy places the organism in Eukaryota, Metazoa, Arthropoda, Insecta, Hemiptera, Aphididae.
AUGUACACGGUAGAUGCUGUUAAAAAAAACGACGGAGAUGAUUCAUACAGACGUCGACUGACCCGGCAAGUGUCUAUGCACACUCUAAAUGGCUUUAACGAACUCCGGCUGAAUGCCAAACUCUGCGACGCGUCGUUGAUACUAGAUAACGGAGAUACAUUCCCGAUACAUCGAUCKGUGUUGAGUGGUUCAAGCGAUUACUUUAGAAUACUCUUCACUACUACGUUGCACGAAGGAGAUUACACGAAAAUAAACCUAAAAUCAAUUGAUAGUACUACGAUGGAAUUUAUUUUGCAGUAUAUUUACAUGAGACAAAUUGAUAUAAACUAUGAAAACGUAAUGGAUACCAUGCGAACAGCUGGUUAUUUGUGUAUAGACGGUUUGGUGCAACUCUGUCUUGAAUUUGUCGUUGAGUGUUUAGGACCUGACAAUUGUGUAUCUGUAUUGCAAUUUGCCGACUACUAUUACUUUGGAGAGUUGACAAAUGCGGCGUACAAAUACAUCAUCAAAGAAUUUAUGACCAUAGCGGAACAAGGCGACGAGUUGAUGAAACUCCGAAAGGAAGAAUUUAAAGUAAUAAUCGAAGAUAAUCAGUUGAAUGUGAAACGGGAAGAGUGUGUUUGGGACGUGCUACUGAAAUGGGUGGACAAGGAUCCUGAAAAUAGGAAAAACGAUUUGUUGUUUCUUCUGCCUAAAGUCCGUUUUGGCCUCAUGGACUCCAAAUAUUUCAUCGAGAACGUCAAGGACCAUCAUUACAUACAAAAUCGAGACGACUGUAGGCCUUACAUAAUAGAGACCUUGAAGUUCAUGUAUGACCUACAGCUGACGUCGAACAUGGCCGAUUCUAUAGCGCCAACGCUCGCGCGUCCCAGAUACCCGUUCGAAGUACUAUUCGCCAUCGGCGGAUGGAGUGGAGGCAGCCCGACUGCAAUUAUUGAAACGUACGACACUAAGUCUGACCGGUGGACGAGGAUAUUCCAAGAAGACACACACGGGCCGAGAGCGUACCAUGGUACGAUCGUCAUGGGACCGUACAUUUACAUAAUCGGGGGCUUCGACGGGUUGGAGUAUUUCAACUCAUGUAGGAAGUUCAACACGGUGACGAAAACGUGGGAGGAAGUAGCGCCGAUGAACUGUAAGAGAUGUUAUGUCAGCGUUGCAUUGUUAAACGGCAUUAUUUACGCAAUGGGUGGAUACGACGGCCACCACCGACUAGGAUCUGCAGAAAAAUAUGAUUUCGAACGAAACCAGUGGACGAUGAUAGCACCGAUGACAACUCAGAGGAGUGACGCCUGUGCAGCCGUGAUGAAUGGCAAAAUAUACAUUACCGGUGGGUUCAACGGACAGGAGUGUAUGAACACUGCCGAGACUUAUAACGUGGAAACCAACGAGUGGACGCUAAUACCGGCCAUGCAGACCAGACGCAGCGGCGUGUCUUGUAUAACGUACCACAACUGUCUGUACGUGAUCGGUGGUUUCAACGGGCUGGUGAGAAUGAACAGCGGCGAGAAGUUCGACCCGACCACGAACCAUUGGUCGCCGGUGGUGGACAUGUGCAAUCCCCGGAGCAAUUUUGCAGUCGAGGUGCUCGACGACAUGAUAUUUGUGGCUGGUGGUUUCAACGGGGUAACCACCAUAGCGCAGGUGGAGUGUUACAACGACCGUACGGACGAAUGSUUCGAGGCAAAAAGGAUGCACGUGUACAGGUCAGCGCUGUCAGCAUGCGUCAUGAAAGAUUUACCAAAUGUCGAAUAUUACAUGCCUCUGGACCGGGAUAGACUGGAAGAAGGCCGAAAAAACAUAGUGAGGAACAACCGACCGAACAAUAACUCAGAACAAGUCGAAAACGAAUCCGUCAACACGGUCGCCACUCAAGUGGACAUUAACCGAGCCGUCGACGACAACGACGUGAUAUUACUCAACCGAUAG